UAGCUACAUUCUGAGUCACGAGAUCAAUCACCCUCCAGAAAUAACCCCAGAACAAUGAAUUCAUUGAGGAAAAUAAACUACAGGAAAAGUCAAAAUCAAAAUGUAAACAAAAUUUAAUCAUAACCCAAUAGCUUUCUAUGCGAAACGAAGUUUUCUGUUAAGAAUUAAUACCAACAAACCGUAGCUGUGACUGUUUAUAAACCAUUUAAGAAGUUUGACUGCGUGAGUCACUACGGGGUAAUCUUAAUAUCUUGGAAUUCCAUCACGUAGUACUGGUAUAUUUGGAAUCUCUUUAGAUCUCAACAUACAUCAUAGUAUGAAAUCAUAUUAGCUAGUUACACCUAAGGUAUUCUAUUAACUUAAGAUGGCAAGCAAACUAAAAAUAUCACUAAACCAAUUGUUUGUAAUAAUUGCAUUGACUUCAGCAGCUGCAAUAGCUCUCAUUAUAACCGGAAUUGCACUAAGUUGUUACCCUAAAGUAGAGUUCAACGAAGAAAUUAUUAAACGGCAAACCGUAAUAGAUUACACGCAUUGCAAGCGUGUAGGCUUUCAUGAAACAUGUGGGAGCUAUUUCUAUAAACCGGAAGGAGACAGUUGUAUUUGCUUUCUCAAUAACAAUUUCGUCGACCUGCGCGGCAACUUGACUGUUCAUUCCCUACUAGAGAUGUCUAAUCAAGAAUUCUUGAACAAUGGCAAUUCUAGUGCAAAGUCAUUUGCUGAUUUAAUAUCGACGUCUAACAAGCAAUGCGAUCCAUACAACGGUGAAAAAACUGCCAAUGACACUUGCGAGGCUAUUCCAAACGAAAUAUUUCAAGAUUAUUUGGUACUGACGAAAGCAGAAACACAAGACUCGAACGAUUCAGAAGUGAGCUUCUCCAAAUCGACUAGGUGGGGUCCAGCUGCGAACCAUUCUGUAAAUGGUUUUCAGAAUGUCAUAUCAGUUUUGAUGUCUAACAACUGGAAAUAUGAUGGACCUGAUGCGAAUAUAAUGAACAUGUUUCCACCAGGAAACUACACACUUACUGUCCGCUUUUAUGGGAACCCCAACAUUUGGCGAAGAGCUCUAGUCAUCUCCUCGAAAAGCAUAGACGUCAAAACUACAUACAGAUCGAAUGCGUUUGACAUCGUUGCACUCAUCUUGGGAAUGAUCUUACUCUUUGGUUCUAUUGCAUUGCUGGAAUUACGAUACAGCAUAACAGGAGCUCAGAGGAAUAACGGAGCUAUGAACAUUUUAGAGGAACGCACGCCAAACAAUCGGAUAUCUGAAGUUCUGCCUGAAGAGAAACCUUUGUCUCCGUUGUUAAAUAAUGACCCAAUCGUAGAUCCGGUACUGAAUUGUAGCACACCACUCGACCCCACGAAAUGCGACGCGAAUUCUGUCUGAAUUCAAACCGUUUAAAGCGUCCCUCAAACAAAAGCAAUGGCGCGUUAGUGCCGUAAAUCGUUUAUUUCGUUUCUUACAUUGUAAAUGAUAAGACCACCUAGUAAGCAUAAAUACUUGUGUCAGUACAUCGUUAUUAUUCGUUACCUAACAUCGUUAGUCAUGAUAAGAGUUUGUGAAACGUUUUUUUCUCUAGGAAUCACCGAAAUCAUUAGGCAUCCGAUUAAGGCUAUAGUGAAAACGUGCAUAAGCAUUUCUCGUUGUGUAUCAUUUUUGGAAAAAAAAAUUAUAUUUUUUUAUUCCCAACGCUUGUUCAAUUUCGGUGGGUUUAAAAAAAAACCUGCUGUCAUUUUUAAAUAAGUGUCUAUGAAAUAAUAUUAUGAAUAAACAAAAAGUGGAGUUCUUUUUUGUAGUAAUAUAACUUGUAUUUUAAUUUUGUUGUUAUUUUUGAAAACUUUUGUCUUUCAGAUUUUGUAAGAGACUGCACUUCUAGUAAUUUAUAGGUCGAAGCUAGCAUUUGUAACAAUUAGAUCUUUUUGUAGUUAAUGCGUGCAUGUGACAUGACAUGUUAAAAUAAAGUCAAAAUUAACCA
This is a messenger RNA of Pararge aegeria (speckled wood butterfly), 1973 nucleotides long. RefSeq lists its product as uncharacterized. The record is from RefSeq and is a predicted model, not a curated record. Lineage: Eukaryota; Metazoa; Arthropoda; Insecta; Lepidoptera; Nymphalidae. Bases 365 to 1384 code for a protein of 339 amino acids. The transcript is spliced from 9 exons.